CAGUGGAGACCAGUCGAACUGACUGAGAAGCCUCUGUGAGCCUCUUUUACUUUCAUGGUUUCUCUUCGAAUUCUCAGAAGAACUCAUGAACUCCAACAGAAGCUAUUGUCGCCUACUUCAAACCCCAUUUCUCUCUUCUACACCCUCUUCUCUCUCAGAGCACUCUCUUCCUACACUCACUAUGGUGACCCAUACUCCACAACUACCAUCGCCACCACCACCUCCACCUCCAGCUCUUCCCAAUCUCAGUCUCUUGUCAGAACAAUCUGUGCAUUGGUAUGUCAGUCCUAUUCCCCACAAACCCAUCUGAGAUCAUCACCUCCCAAGCUAAACGUCGACUUAAAUGCUGAUUCUUUGACCCAUGAACAGGCUAUUUCUGUUGUUGCUUCACUGGCUGAAGAGGCUGGUUCCAUGGUGGCCUUGAGUUUCUUCUAUUGGGCAAUUGGGUUUCCCAAGUUUCGGUAUUUUAUGCGGCUUUAUAUAUUUUGUGCAAUGUCGUUAUUUGGGAAUGGUAAUUUGGAGAGAGCCCAUGAAGUGGUUCAUUGCAUGGUGAGGAAUUUUGCUGAGAUUGAGAGGUUGAAGGAGGCUGCCGACAUGGUCUUUGAGAUGCAAAACCAAGGCCUUAUGUUGAGUACUCGGACGUUGAAUUGUGUUCUUGGAAUCGCCUGUGACUUGGGUUUGGUUGAGUAUGCAGAGAAUUUGUUUGAGGAAAUGUGCGUGAGAGGGGUGUCGCCUGAUUUUUUGAGCUAUAAGUCUAUGGUUGUUGGGUAUUGUAGGAACAGCAGAGUUUUGGAGGUGGAUAGGUGGUUGAGUAAGAUGCUUGAGAGAGGCUUUGUUUUGGAUAAUGCUACGUUUACUUUGAUUAUAAGUCUGUUUUGCGAAAAGGGUCUUGUAAGUCGAGCGUCUUGGUGCUUUGAUAAGAUGAUUCGGAUGGGUGUGAAGCCAAAUUUGAUUAAUUUCACAUCUUUGAUUCAUGGGUUGUGCCAGAGGGGCAGCAUUAAACAAGCAUUUGAAAUGUUGGAGGAAAUGGUUAGGAAAGGUUGGAAGCCUAAUGUGUAUACACAUACAGCUUUGAUUGAUGGGCUCUGCAAGAAAGGUUGGACUGAAAGGGCAUUCAGGCUGUUUCUUAAGCUUGUCCGGAGCGAUAAUUACAAGCCAAAUGUACAUACAUAUACUGCCAUGAUCCGUGGAUAUUGCGAAGAAGACAAAAUGAGCCGUGCAGAGAUGUUAUUGAGCAGAAUGCAAGAACAAGGAUUAGUUCCUAACACCAAUACGUAUACUACUCUCGUUUCUGGGCAUUGCAAAGCUGGGAAUUUUGAUAGAGCAUAUGAAUUGAUGGAUAUAAUGGGAAAAGAAGGAUUCGCUCCUAAUAUCUGUACAUACAAUGCAGUUUUUGACAGCCUCUGUAAAAAGGGGAGGGUUCAAGAGGCAUAUAAAUUGAUUAAGAAGGGCUUUCGCCGAGGAGUGGAAGCUGAUAGGGUCACGUUUACCAUUUUCAUAUCUGAG
Prunus avium (sweet cherry) is the source of this 1506-nucleotide messenger RNA. NCBI's taxonomy places the organism in Eukaryota, Viridiplantae, Streptophyta, Magnoliopsida, Rosales, Rosaceae. The record is from RefSeq and is a predicted model, not a curated record.